This is a messenger RNA of Vicia faba (fava bean), 309 nucleotides long. The record is from the annotation of a GenBank genome assembly. NCBI's taxonomy places the organism in Eukaryota, Viridiplantae, Streptophyta, Magnoliopsida, Fabales, Fabaceae.
AUGGCAUCAAGAGUAGCAAAGAACAAAAGUCAUGUCAAGGGUAAGGGCAAGGCUGGUUCUUUCUCAAAUGUUUCGGAAACUGCAUUUUGCUUAGUUAAGGAAGAUGAUCUUGAGGUCUUUGAAGAAAAGUGUCAACAUAGGCUUGUUGUGAAGCAGCAUGUGUACAAAGCAAAUGUGGUCGAAGAACUCAAUUUUCCAAAUAUUGUUAGUCAUGUUGAGCAUCAGAAAAUUAAUUAUUUUCUGCAACUCUCGCAAGACUACAACGAGGAUAUCAUUCGAGUGUUCUGCGUCGGGUUGCAUAAAUGUUGA